GAUCUACUUCACGACGGGUUUUGGUCAUUUUGGCAAGGCGACAAAGGAAUGUGAUGUCGUGAUUGUAUUAAUGCUGACGAACUUCACUCUCAUAUAACUUUGACAAAAUAGAAGCGUGCGAGCAAUAAUUAACGUGACGAAGAGCCGUAUCAAACAAGCAGGGAUAAUAACGCCAGUUGUUAAAAUAUACAUUUGCGUCAUAAACUUAUUGUAAAGAUGGAGAUUAUUAAAGUGGAGAUUGUGGACAUGGUCGAUCCAGAAACAUUCGGAGUGAAAAGUGAAGAUACUGAAGAACAAAGAGAGCUGGUGGAAGUGAAAGAGGAGAGUCAAGAACUGAAUGAAGUGGAGGAGGAACCUCAUAAUUCCUCAACUGGAGAGAAAUCUUUUUUUUUCUCAACUCAAAGAAGAGGGAACAAAGAUAUUUUCUCCUGCACUGAGUGUGGAAAAACGUUCACGCAAAAAGGAAAUCUUCAGAGGCACCUCAUAAGUCACACUGGAGAAAAGCCUUUCAUGUGUCCUCACUGUGGCAAGAGUUUCACACAAAAAGAUCAUCUGAAGAUUCACAUUCGAAUUCACACUGGAGAGAAGCCGUUCACAUGCCAUCAGUGCGGGAAGAGUUUCACACAUCAAGGAAACCUUAAGAGUCACAUGAAAACACAUUCGGGAGAAAAAUUACACCAGUGUUCUGAGUGUGGCAAGAGCUUCACACAAAAAGAUCAUCUGAAGAUUCACACGAGAACUCACACCGGAGAGAGACCUUACACGUGCCAUCAGUGUGGGAAGAGCUUCACACAUCAAGGAAACCUAUCAAGUCAUAUGAAAACUCAUUCGGUAGAACAAAUACACACGUGUUCUGAGUGUGGCAAGAGUUUCGCUGAUGCAACGUAUCUCAAAAAACACCUGAAAAUUCAUUCAAAUGAGAGGCCCCACGUGUGUUCUUUGUGUGGCAAAAGUUAUUCGUGGCUCAGAAGUUUAAAAGAGCACCAGAAAACACAUACUGGUGAGAAGCCUUACAAGUGUACACUUUGUGGUAAGAGAUUUGCUCAUUUAGGAACACUGAAAACGCAUGAGAGAGUUCACACCGGAGAGAAGCCGUACCCCUGCCUUUCAUGUGAGAAGAGAUUCACCACAUCGAGUGCUGUAGUGGUUCAUCAAAACCUGCAUUGUCCAAAGAGCAGGGAUUUCAAUAGUGGAUCUCAACUCUAGUAAUAAUAUUGAUUCCUGCUUUGAUGGCAUCGCAAAAUGCUUCAGCUUACAGCUUGAUUGGUUUAUAACAACCUUUAUUGCUCCACAACCAUUAGUGGUCAAGUGUGUACAAAUGUACCUGUAAUUCACCCUUCACACCACCAGAGGGAGUCCUCCUCACGAUUCGAUAACUGAACUGUGCCACAUCCAGAUCUAGUGUUCUCAACUGUUCCUAAUUUCCUAUUUGUCUGUUAUAAGUAAAUCCUUUGUUUGUCUUUGAAAGUUGUUUCCAGUUAUUACUGCAUUUCUUGACAUUCUCACCACAACUAUUUUUGGAUGUCCGUUUUCUUUUUUAAAUUUAUUUUGUAUGAUCUAUCCCACCCUACUGUUCUCGACAGUUUGGAUUGAACUUCCAUUGUGAUAAACUGACACAUGGUUGCAUGCGAAAACUUAAAAUAUCUCUUUUGAGGUAAACUGUGGGAUAAAUAUAGUAUCGAAAUUAUUCACAAAUGCGUAAACACUUAUCCAUUAAUCCGAUAAAUGUCAUACAUGCAUCUUACUAUUCACACACAAAUGCCUUUCGACUUGUUGAAAUACAAAUGUUCCCUUUUGGAUAAAUGUAACGCAAUUUAAUCAAAUGAAGACGUUCCAAAUUAAACACAAAACGGUCUCAAGUAUCAAAUGUGCAUUUGUGGAUCAAGUGGCACUUGAAGUCUUUUUGUUUGUUUUAUGUUUGAGACCUUUCUGUUGGUUUUGCCUUGUACAAUCAACAUGUAAUUUUGUGUAAUAAAAGCACCUACCACUAGAUGACGGUUUUC
Molecule: messenger RNA, 2003 nt
Organism: Xyrauchen texanus (razorback sucker)
Lineage: Eukaryota; Metazoa; Chordata; Actinopteri; Cypriniformes; Catostomidae
Product: gastrula zinc finger protein XlCGF8.2DB-like
Exons: 2
Coding region: 217-1206 (329 amino acids)
Biological process (GO): regulation of immune system process; regulation of cytokine production; negative regulation of transcription by RNA polymerase II
Source: RefSeq, a predicted model, not a curated record